Molecule: messenger RNA, 4876 nt
Organism: Acanthaster planci (crown-of-thorns starfish)
Lineage: Eukaryota; Metazoa; Echinodermata; Asteroidea; Valvatida; Acanthasteridae
Gene: aco2
Product: aconitase 2
Biological process (GO): tricarboxylic acid cycle
Cellular component (GO): cytosol; mitochondrion
Molecular function (GO): aconitate hydratase activity; 4 iron, 4 sulfur cluster binding
Source: RefSeq, a predicted model, not a curated record
UCCCUGACUUGGGUGGUAGCUUUUUGGGCGUGCCUCGGGGUUGUUGGGUUGUACGAAGUGAAAGGAGCUGCAAUCACAUAUCGCGUGCAUUACAGACGAAGGGUCACCAAUGUUGGGAGAAUGGCACAUAAAGGAUAGAAUCCAGUGCGUUGCAAAUUCGUCUGACAUUUCGUUGGACUGUCGAUUAAAGAACCAAGUUUGGCCGGUGGAGAUUCUUUGCCUGUUGGAACAAAACUCCUUGCAAUGGCAUCUAGUACUGUGGCUCUGCAGAACAGAACAAUGGACGGCUUCUGUCCAAACCAAGUGAGGCAUCAGUAAAGUAUUUGCAUGUAGCGAUCAAGGGGCGGGAACCAGUCUACACGAAUCAUUGAAGAAACACGAAGCUGACGCGAACCGCCGUGUCGGUUGCAGCAGCAGUUUCUACUGAGAAUCUUAGUUUUUCGUUCGUACAACCGUAGAGCAAGGAGCAACUUCAGAGAAUAAACGUCACCAUGGCUUAUUCGGCUCGCUUAUCAUUUUCACUGCAAAUGCAGUGUGCUUUUGCGACGAGAGUUCAAGCUCGAAUGCUCCAAACUACGACCAAUGCCUGCCAACGAGCGAAGGUUUCUAUGAGUCGAUUCGAUGAAGACAAGUAUAUCAACUAUGGUACGAUGGAGAGCAAGUUGAAGAUUGUCCAAGAUCGUCUCAGGCGACCUUUGACACUGUCAGAGAAGAUCGUUUAUGGCCAUCUAGAGGAUCCAGAAACUCAGGACAUCCAGCGUGGGGAGAGUUACCUGAAAUUAAGACCCGACCGUGUGGCCAUGCAAGACGCCACAGCACAGAUGGCUAUGCUGCAGUUUAUCUCCAGCGGUCUGCCAAAGGUUGCGGUGCCUUCAACUAUUCACUGUGAUCAUUUGAUUGAGGCCCAGUUGGGAGGUGACAAAGAUCUGGCAAGGGCUAAGGAUCUGAACAAAGAAGUGUACAACUUCCUGUCAACAGCUGGCUCCAAAUAUGGAGUGGGCUUCUGGAAACCGGGCAGUGGAAUCAUACAUCAGAUCAUCCUAGAGAACUAUGCCUUCCCUGGCGUCUUGCUGAUUGGAACCGACAGCCAUACCCCCAACGGCGGUGGUUUAGGCGGUGUUUGUAUCGGUGUGGGUGGAGCUGACGCGGUCGAUGUCAUGGCAGAUAUUCCGUGGGAGUUGAAAUGCCCCAAAGUGAUCGGCGUGAGGUUGACUGGAGAGCUCAGUGGCUGGACCGCUCCGAAAGAUGUGAUUUUGAAGGUUGCUGGUAUUUUGACCGUGAAAGGAGGCACAGGAGCGAUUGUUGAGUACUUCGGACCUGGUGUGGAUUCCAUCUCAUGCACAGGCAUGGGGACAAUCUGUAAUAUGGGAGCCGAGAUAGGGGCCACCACGUCCGUCUUCCCCUUCAACAAUCGUAUGGUGGACUACCUCAAGGCUACCAACAGAGAAGGUAUAGCAGCGAAAAUUUCUGUAUUGAAUAAUGUUUUUCAGUACUAACGAGAAUGCUAACCAGUCAUUGUCUUAUCUCUGUAGCUGGAGCCUCAUGUCAAUGGCCCAUUCACACCAGAUCUGGCUCAUCCAAUCUCAUGCCUAGGAAAGAAUGCUGCCGAGAAGGACUGGCCAAUGGAGGUCAAAGUUGGUCUGAUUGGGAGCUGCACAAACAGCAGUUAUGAGGAUAUGAGUCGGUCGGCUAGCAUUGCCAAGCAAGCGUUAAGCAAAGGCCUGAAAUUUCAGUCCAAGUUUACGGUGACUCCUGGCUCGGAGCAGAUCCGUGCCACCAUAGAGAGAGACGGCCAGGCUGCCGUGUUCAGAGACAGUGGCGCAUUGGUGCUGGCAAAUGCAUGUGGUCCUUGCAUUGGUCAGUGGGACAGGCAAGAUGUGAAAAAAGGCGAGAAGAAUACCAUUGUCAGUUCCUACAACAGAAAUUUCACCGGUCGUAACGAUGCCAACCCAGCUACCCAUGCAUUUGUAGCUUCACCAGAGAUUACGACAGCCAUCGCCCUCGCAGGGCGUCUUGACUUCAAUCCCAUGACUGAUGACUUGGUCGGAACCAAUGGUGAGAAGUUUAAGCUGAACAGUCCGUAUGGAGAUGAACUGCCUGGCAAGGGAUUUGACGCAGGGGAGGAAACCUAUCAAGCACCUGCCGACAGCAAGGUGGACGUCGACGUUGACCCCAGCAGCAAGCGCCUGCAACUCCUCAGUCCGUUUGAGAAGUGGAACGGCAAAGACUUGGAAGGCAUGGCAGUACUCAUCAAGGUAAAAGGCAAGUGCACAACUGACCACAUCAGUGCGGCUGGACCUUGGCUCAAGUACCGAGGUCAUCUAGACAACAUCUCCAACAAUCUCCUCAUUGGUGCUACCAACAUUGAGAACAAUGAACUGAACAAAGUCAAGAACAAGUUGAGUGGAGAAUAUGGGCCGGUCCCUGACACAGCGAGACAUUACAAGGAAAAGAGGCUGAGCUGGGUGGUGGUUGGAGAUGACAACUAUGGUGAAGGUAGCAGUCGGGAACACGCUGCCUUGGAGCCUAGACAUCUGGGUGGCAGAGCCAUCAUUGUCAAGAGCUUUGCAAGGAUCCAUGAAACCAAUCUGAAAAAGCAGGGCUUGCUGCCGCUGACCUUUGCCAACCCUGCUGAUUAUGACAAGGUCCAGCCAGACGAUGAAGUGAGCCUCCUGGGAGUAACCAGUCUAGCACCAGGAUCGCAAGUGACGUGUCGGUUGGUGCACAGCGACGGGAGCCAGGAAGAAUUCCCACUGAAUCACAGUAUGAACGAGGGACAGAUAGAAUGGUUCAAAGCAGGCAGUGCGCUCAACAGGAUGCGCAUGUUAUUGGAAUCAAGCUCAUAAGGAAGCCAGACACCAACAUUUCUAGAAUGCACGGUCACAAGCUAGCCCUCUGGACAGGUCAUCAUAAUUUAAUCUAUACGGUUUUGUAAUAAAUUUGUUUUUAAAUAACAUGCUCUUUACUUAGGUGAGUUUUGAAAUUAUACAUUUGCCAACAGAAAGAAAUUUAUUGAUUGAAUAUUGCCGAAAAUGUUUUCUGAUGAGUCACGACUUGAUACUCUGAACUUGUAAAAAAAAGAAAUACGUAGAAAUUUAUUGAACACUUGUUUUCAAAUGACUACUGAAUGGGCAGAUGUUUGUUGAAUGUACAAUGCGUCAUCUACAUUACUCCUUGUGAUAGCUUUUUUUUUCCCGUCUGGAUUGCAGUGAUCUCUAAUUUGGAGACCCACACAUUAGUUUUCACAUUUGCGUUCAAAUUUGCAAAUUUAUGCUUCAUUGCCAUUACAUGAAAUAACGUUCUGUGUGAAUAUGUGAAGUCUACUGCAACCGAUAGGUUAGGACAAUCCAAAUCGUACCUGACAUUUGCUGUGUGGUUGGUUUAGUGCCCAUAGUCCAACCUGUCAAUAGGCUCUGUUAGCUCAAACGAGUGUGGCUUAAAAACUGCUCGACUAUUAAAAAAAGGCAUACAGAGCAACAUAUCACCAUGGAAAAUACCUUGCUUUUUUUUACUCCCAGGAAGGGCACGUAAUCUCCAAUGCAGUUGAGCUUGAUUUGCGUGAGCCACAGUUUGGUUUUUUUUCUUUCUGAUUGAAAAGAAAUUCCAUUUUAAGUACAUGUAUUUAUUAGUUACUGACAUGACUCUUUUCACGAUUUGAUAUCCGUUUUGCUCUUUAUGUUGACUAUUUCAAAUUCGAAAAGUUUCGUACAGCUUGGAAGGUCAGUUCUCCUUGGCUUUCCUGUCACGCACUGGCAGUUUAUGAAAUUAAAAUGAGGGAUUGAUUUCUGUACGACUUAUGAUGGAGCUAGAUCUUUUCAGGUUAAAAAGCAAUCAAAGCUUUGUUGUUUAUAUAUCGCAACAUCUAGUGCUAGAAAUAUUCAGAAAUGGUGAAUUUUGAAAACACGGAAUGUUGAUUGUGGAGACCAUUUGGAUACUAACAAAAGGAAUGUUUAAUGUGAUUACCAGAGACUACAGUGGCUGAUGAGAGUCACUGUCCCCAUGGAAUGAAGAUCCCUUGUUUUCUGUACAAUUUCUUCCACAAUCCUUUGCAGUCCACCAUCUUUGAUGUUGGGCUGUCUUCAUAUGGUAGUUUUGUGGCUAUGACUUCUGUUUUGUGCCAUUAGUGUGUCACAGUGGAAAGCCAUAGGCACAGUCGGACAUCAAAGGUGGCAUAUCAAACUUGAUUGUGUGAUGAAAUGUCUAUCAAUGCAAACUGUGUAUGGUAACAGUAUUAUGUAAUGCUUUUUUUCAUCCAAUUGUUACAUAUGUAAAAGCUACUCCAAAGUUGUCACUUUUCCUCCACUUAUUAAAAAGUGAAAUAUGAAUUCACCUUGGCUAAAGUUGCACUUUAUGUUUAGCACAAAUCGUUAAUUUAAGCUCACGUGUUCUAGCAAUAUUAAAGUUGCACCCACUGCGUGAAAUGUGAGAGAAAUUGGUGUAAAUACUACACGAAGCAACCUAACUUGGUCAUCUCAUUGGUAGUGGUAAGCCACUGCUUACUUGGUUUCUAUUCUUUCUUGUCAGAAAAUAUAAAACAAGUCAUCAGGAGGGGACGUAGAACAUUUCACAUUUACAUAUUUCAAAUUAAACAAUUUAAUAGCCAACAAAAGUGCAAUCACACUUUGAAAGUGUUUAGUUCCCUUGUUUCAUUGUACGCUUACAGGGACAAGAAACCAACAUUACUGGUCGUGUCUGCCACGCACUAAUAAAUAUCUCUCAUGCUCAGGUUUUAAAACACAGAGGUAUACAAGUGAUGCUACACGGUACAUGUCAGUUGUAAAGGCAGAGUGUAUGUACAUGUAACUUCUGUUUUAUUCUGUGGUUACCUCACACAAAAUACUUCCUAAAGACUGAUUGAAUAAAUAUGCUAGAGAAA